This is a messenger RNA of Penicillium brasilianum, 891 nucleotides long. Lineage: Eukaryota; Fungi; Ascomycota; Eurotiomycetes; Eurotiales; Aspergillaceae. The record is from the annotation of a GenBank genome assembly.
AUGAUUACAGCCAUUGCGAAUGAAUUCUUCCAUGCUGUUGAAUAUAAUCAGUUAAGAUGGGAGCCCGUCACCACUGCUUGGCCCACAGGGUUGGUGACCGGUGCUUAUUAUUCGCAUCUUCUACAAUUUCCAUUCCAGGAAAUACUGCUGGAGGGGCAGGUGCUUGGGAAAGCGUCAUUAUGGGAUCAAACCUAUCCCCCAGAUGGGUUGAAUCAUUAUGAUCCAAAUUUGCAGUCCCAAAGCGAUCCUGAUCUCGCAAUAGUCAACUGUGGGGAAUCAUCACACAGCACGGAAAUAUUCCUACGGGGAUGGCCCGAUCAGGCACUUGACACUGUUUGCGGUUGGGGCUCCAGCGAACAGCAUACCCGACGAGUUCGGAAGGAAUUCGCUGAAAUACUGAACACAUAUCAAGUGGAAACGCUGAAUGAUGCAGGCUGCGGUGAUCUCGCUUGGAUGAGCACGAUAGAUCUGCGGGGGAUCGACUAUGUCGGCUAUGAUAUUUACGAACGUGCCAACUGGGCCGAGCUACGACAACGUGGUUAUCAACUGGAAAUUCUUGAUAUCACAGCAAAUGAAUCACGCCUAGCUGACCUUUUUGUCUGUCGUGAUGUUUUCAUUCACCUACCCAACGACAUGAUUCUUCCGGCGUUAGAGCGAUUCCGUCGCUCGGCCUCGUUACUUCUCACCACGAGCUAUACUGCCGACCCUAGUACGAGUGAAAAGAAGUUCUCCAACUUCCAACGAAUGAAAGAGCCAAGCCUACAUCACGCAAAGCUCGAUCUGACUCUACCUCCGUUCAAUCUCGGCCAUCCGCUUAUUCGUAUCCCUGAGGACUCGCCUAACAAAUACCUUGGACUGUGGGACAUGACUCGCCUACCAAAUGUCCCGUGA